AUGCAGUUUCUGACUUGCUUUCCCAGGGCGCUGUGGGUCCUUAGCUGCGCUUUAGUUGCCACAGCUCAGAUCGAUUAUUCUCAAUAUGUCAAUCCUUUUAUUGGGGCAGAGGGCCCGUUUCCUGGUCAAGGGUAUGGUGGAGGCGACAUUUUUGUCGGUGGUGCUCGGCCCUUCGGAGUAGCCAAAGUUGGAAUCGACACAACCGCCGCAAACUGGAGUGUUGCUAUGCUCAAUGGCGGCUGGACUCCAGAUGGAAAUGUCACCGCAAUAACAAUGAUGCAUGAGAGCGGCACUGGAGGCGCGCCCAAAUAUGGAAUCAUCCCACAGAUGCCUUUGACAUCCAUUAGCCCUCCGGUCAAUAUACUCGAUAACUUGACAUAUCACCAACCGAGGAUCGGUCACGAUACGGCCAGUGUAGGGUACUUUAAGACGCAGCUGCAAAAUGGCGUUCAGAUAGAGCUGUCUGCCUCUCGUCAUGCUGGUAUCAUGCAGUACCGUUUCCCUCAUGGGGAGAAACAUGUCUUAGUCGACGUCUCACAUGAUCUCCAUUUGAUCCAAAUGGCCAAUUCUACGUUGGUGGAGAAAUUCAACUUCAUGAAAGUGGGCAGUCAUACUCCGGAUACGGGACAUACAUUGGAGGCUGGAAUAACGGUGAAGAUGGCGUAG
Messenger RNA from Aspergillus calidoustus, 666 nucleotides. The record is from the annotation of a GenBank genome assembly. Lineage: Eukaryota; Fungi; Ascomycota; Eurotiomycetes; Eurotiales; Aspergillaceae.